Lactuca virosa is the source of this 345-nucleotide messenger RNA. Lineage: Eukaryota; Viridiplantae; Streptophyta; Magnoliopsida; Asterales; Asteraceae. The record is from the annotation of a GenBank genome assembly.
AUGACAAAACCUCAUGUCCUAGUCAUACCUCUUCCCGCACAAGGCCAUGUAAUUCCUAUAAUGGAGCUUGCUCGACGCUUAGCCAAAAACGGUGUCAAAGUCACUUUUGUAAACACAGAGGUUAUUCACAAGGUCGUGACUAACAAUUUAAUGUUAGAGAAAGAUGAUUAUGAGGAUCUAAUUCAUAUGGUUUCAAUCCCUGAUGGUUUAGAACCAUGGGAGGAUAGGAGUGACCUUAUUAAGUUGACCAAAUCCAUACUAGAAUCCAUGACUAACAAGUUGGAAGAACUCGUAGAGAAGAUUAACAAACAAGAUUGUAACAAAGUCAGCAUGUAUUGUUGCUGA